UGGUAUCUCAUACACCACCACACAAGGAUGCGUCCACUGUUGCGGCCAGGCUGACUGCGUCGGUCGAGCAGAAGAUAGCAACUCCGAAGGAUGAUACAGCAAUGUCUGCGUCCAUAGGGGGGGCAUCCGAAGCAAGAUCGAUGCGGAAGACCGAGGCUGCGACGAUGAGCACGUCCAGUGCACAAACCUCGACCAUGGACAUGUCGGCCCUGAAAUCAGCGAUUCAGGAAUCGACUCCCAGGAUGGUCCUAAGCUCCUCAAAAAGGCGACGGCUCAGGAAGGCCAAAAGAGCGACGGAACAGCAACAGCUGAUUACCGGCUCUCAGAGGAUACCUGAGAACCCUGGAACUGCCCCCGCGGUUACCACAACUGCAGGACGCGGGAAAAGGGCACCGAAGCCGACUGGGUCCUCUGCCGCGCUCAAGCCUAUUGGCUCUAGGUGCGGUAAAGGACCUAGAGGGGGGUACCAAACCAAAAACCCAAACCAAACCAAACAACAAACAAAGGGCCAGAAACGCGAUCGGCCAGAGGAAACCGUGACACCGACUGGGGAGAGUAAAAGGGUUAAACCUAACAAACUCCGGCUGGAGUCAGGGACCUCGGCCAGUUACGCGGAAGCGGCAGCAUCCUACAAAGCCAACGAGCUUUGUGUUGCCGUGAUGACUGAGCCCUUUAUAGACAUGACACAAGAACAGGCAGAUAACAUCCGCCUACAAAUCGAGGGUAAAAUUCAAGAUGAGCUCAUGGCGGAUCUUGAAGCUACCCUAGCAACUGAACCCAACGACAUCAGAUUCCGGGGAAGAGCCCACUUCUCAGAUGGUGUCCUCAAAACUUGGUGCGAGGAUACCUACACGCUGGGAUGGCUUACCGGAGCAUGCGAUGUCAUCAACAAUCCGAUACCGGACACCAAACUGGUGGUACGGCCUCAGUCAGACAUUCCGAAGAAGGUGCCGUGCUUACUGCAUGUUCCAGAGUUCACUGGUAGCACGGAAACUUUACGGAAACUGAUCACCAGGCAAAACCGCCACCUAAACAUCAGAUCUUGGACCCUGACUCACGAACGUAGAACACAGGACCCGACAGGCGUAUCUUUGUUCCUUCGUGUUCCGGAAUAUGAGAUCUCAAAGAUCAAGGCACACGAACGUCGCAUCUACUAUCUGAUGGGGAACAUCUAUAUCCGAAUUCUGGAAAAGGAUGAACCCUCAGUGGUAGCUGCCGCCACAGUAACUACUGCCAGUACAUCGGGGACGGGAUCCUCGGGGCCAAAGCCGCCCUCGUCAACGACGGAGAUAGCCGCGGUUGCCGAGGUAAACGUCCCCAUGGAGACAGUUCAACAACCACCCUCACCGGUGCAACUAACCUCGGAUGACGAGUUCUUUCAGGAGACAGGGGGGAGUGAAUUCAGCGACAGCUGUUUGCGCUCCUCCCCCUAACCGGACUGACCUUAUCCAGACAAACCUCCAGCACAGCCAAACAGCGUCGGCUUCACUACGCAGACUGCUGGAGACCAACCCGAAGACCAUUGCCGCGAUCCAGGAGCCGUGGAUCAGGAAUGGCAAGGUAUGCGGCCUGGGUAACACCGGUGGUAAACUUUUGCUGGAUACCUCAGGACCUUACAACCAUUAGGUUACCUAGGGACGCACAUCCAGACAUCGUCCUGGCGUCCGCCUACCUACCGGGUGACGAGGACGUGCCCACUCCAGAACUCGGCCUUCUGGCUGACUACUGUGAGAGGGAGAAACUGGAGCUUAUAAUCGCAGCAGACUCCAACGCGCACCACACGCUAUGGGGUAAUGCAAAUACCAACGCUCGAGGUGAGAAUAUGCUUAACUUCAUUCUUAGCAAUAAUCUUAUCUUAGCAAACAGCGGCUCUGAACCAACCUUUAUCAACGCACGCUCGCAAACCAUAAUCGAUCUAACAAUGGUGACCUCUGGUCUGUCAGAUCACAUACAGGAUUGGCAUGUCUCCAGAGAGCUAUCAUGCUCAGAUCACAGGUGGAUCCGCUUUACAAUCAAAGGGGAGCUACCUAAACCACAACCACGACGCAUACCUCGGAGAACUGAUUCAGUAAA
Molecule: messenger RNA, 2073 nt
Organism: Pieris brassicae (large cabbage white)
Lineage: Eukaryota; Metazoa; Arthropoda; Insecta; Lepidoptera; Pieridae
Exons: 2
Coding region: 102-1433 (443 amino acids)
Source: RefSeq, a predicted model, not a curated record